This is a messenger RNA of Pomacea canaliculata, 7793 nucleotides long. Its product is annotated as protocadherin Fat 4-like. NCBI's taxonomy places the organism in Eukaryota, Metazoa, Mollusca, Gastropoda, Architaenioglossa, Ampullariidae. The transcript is spliced from 48 exons. The record is from RefSeq and is a predicted model, not a curated record. Gene Ontology annotation, biological process: homophilic cell-cell adhesion. Bases 180 to 7556 code for a protein of 2458 amino acids. Gene Ontology annotation, molecular function: protein binding; calcium ion binding. Gene Ontology annotation, cellular component: plasma membrane.
CUUACCUCAGAACCCUGUACGUAGGGGGUCAUACUUCAGUUUCUAGCAGCAGAUUAUAAAACAGAUGAGAUGGACAUUUUUACAGAAAUAGCCACUGUGAUAGAAAGACAAAAUAUCUAGGAUCACAGUGAGCAUCAACAUCACAGACACGACUGACAAAUCAUCGUUGAUUGUGCAACAUGGAGAAGCUGAUCACACAGAUGCUGCUGUACAUGGUAGUGACCGGACUAGUGUUGGCGGUGCUGGGACAGCAGCUCAAUGCACCCGAUGAUCUUACCCUUCUUCGUAGCUACCAUGCCCUUGAGAACACCACAAAUGGCACGAUCCUAUUCAACUUUACAGCCAGAUAUAUGGACAGACAUCGUAAUGUUACUGUAACGUCUGCUUCCCCCAUCUACGUCACAGUCGAGAAAGUCACAGGAUCCGACGGCGUUUGGAAUGUCCGACUAAACAACGUCCUCGACAGAGAGACCCUGGACCACAUAAUCCUGAAUUUCGACCUUCACGGUGAUGUUGUUCUUCCAGUCAGCACCAUGUUGUUUGUCGGCGAUGUCAAUGACAACCCUCCCAAGUUUGAGAAAAUUUUCUAUGCUGCUGAUGUUAACGAGAGCACGCGUGUGGGGACAACUGUCUUCACUGGCAUCAAAACUACAGACCCGGACGACGGCAUAGGCAAAACAGUAUCAUACAACAUGACUUAUGUAGGAUCAAGCUCCCAGAACACAUUUACCAUGGACUCCAUCACUGGAAGUGUUCAUCUGACUGGACCACUGGACUUCGAGAAAAUCAACCUUUACCAUUACAUCGUCACAGCAACAGACGGUGGCGGCCUCAACUCCACAGCAGAUCUCAUCUUCACGGUGCUGGACGUUCAGGACACUCCUCCUUUCUUCACUGGCCUGCCUUACACUGUCUCCGUCGAUGAAGACACCAAAGCGCACACAGACUUACUACAAAUUAAGGCGGAGGAUGGAGACAGGUUCCCUGCAAUAUCCAACGCCGUGAAAUACAGCAUCACGGCAGAGUCAUGUGUAGGCCUGUUUCAACUCAACAUGACAGGAGCUCUGUCAGUAGGAAACACUCAGCUUGACCGAGACUCGACGCCGUUAACUGAUGUCAACGGUGUAUGCAGUGUAACUGUGCAGGCUACUGAGAUAGACACGCACCCUCCACAGUUGGGAAACACGACUGCCACAACGACGGUGACCAUCACGGUUCAAGAUCUCAACGACAAUGCUCCCCAGUUCUCUAGUCCUUCUUUCACAGCGAUGAUCAAAGAAAACUCGCCGGCGGGUGUGUCAUUGACCCUACCGUCUAAUGGACAGAUCAUGGUGUCAGACAAAGAUCAGGGCACUAAUAGUCUUCUGACGAUAUCACUGAUACAGUCAGGAGAUACCUUUGACCUGGAACAGACCCACAUACAGUCUAACGGUCCAGUUUUCAUCCGGGUUAAGAACCCAGCAUUGCUAGACUACGAAAAGUCUGAUACACUUAGUUUUACGAUCGUUGCGAGGGACAACUCAACUAAAGGUCCUACGAAUUCAGCGUCUGCCACAGUGACAGUGAACAUCCAGCCCGUGAACGAGUUCACACCAGAGUUCAUCGCAGUGGACAUCAAGGCCUCUGUGCCAGAAGGAAGUCCUGUGGGACUCGUGGUGGUCAACGCCUCGGCCUUUGACAGAGAUAAAGGUGGAAGUGAUGGAAGGAUAACCUACUCUCUUCAGAACCACCAGGGAAUGUUUCGAAUCGACCCCAAUACCGGUGUUGUGACCGUUGCUUCACAAGCCACUGACCGCGAGAAGAAGGACACCUACAAUUUGCUCGUGCAGGCACAAGAUGGCGGAGGACUCAUCAACAGCACGUCACUGACAAUAACUAUUGAAGACUUAAACGACAACAAACCUAAUUUCAAGAGAACUCAGUACGACGCCAUCUUGACUGAAGAUAGCACCACUUUUACCAGACCUUUACGUCUGGAGGCGUCAGAUGAUGAUAAACCUGGAACACAGAACAGCAACAUUACAUACACGCUGUCACCGAAUUCAUCUCCUGAUAACCAAGCUGGUAAUUUUCACAUUGACCCACUGACUGGUGAGGUUACAGUUGUCCGCCCACUGGACUAUGAAUCUGUCUCAUUCCUUGCUGGACAGCCAGGGACCAUCACUCUCACAGCAGUAACCACAGAUCAGGGACAGCCGCCUCUAAACUCCACAGUACACGUCACCAUCACUCUUUUGGACAUCAACGACAACGCUCCAAACUUCACACAGUCAUCAUACUCGCAAAUAAUUAAAGAAGAUGCUUCUCUAGGUUCCGUCGUCACGACUGUCCACGCAUCUGAUGCUGAUGGCAGCGCCCCCAACAACCUGGUGUCGUACUUCAUUGAAAGCGGCGCUCAGGAUCGGUUUCGGAUUAACGCCACGACCGGAGCGAUAAAGGUUUCAGGUCCCUUGGAUCGCGAAAAAACAUCAAGUUAUCUACUGACCAUCGUCACCAGGGACCAGGCAGAGAACCCAAAGUCCUCUAAUUGUACUGUCAACAUCACACUCUCGGACGUUAACGACGAAAAGCCGACGUUUGGCGAUCGGAGUGACGUCACGAUUGACGUCAACGAAACUGCAUCCGGUCAACUCUACGUCAUGACAGCUACAGACCCGGAUCUGAACAGCCAGCUCCGAUACUCCAUCCUGUGGACUGAAAGUACUGGACAGUCCGGCAUCUACACUAGUUUGGAUCCUCAGGUCUUGAACCAAUGGAUUGGAAUAAAUAACAAUACUGGAGCACUGAUGGCUCUUAAACCGCUAAACAAAACAGCGACGAGAAUGUUCACUUUGGCGAUACAAGUAGAGGACAUCAAAGCCGAACAGAACAAACCUCAGUCCGCAAAAGGAUUUGUGAAGAUAAACAUAAUCGACAUCAACAACAAUCCACCUCGCUUUAGUCCCAGUGGGUCGGUGACGGCGAGUGUCACAGAAAACAGUGUGGAGGGCAUGGCGCUUCUCUUGACUGGUUCCAUUCAUGUUGCUGAUCUCGAUGAGAAUGAAAAUAGUCAGUUUAAACUGACUCUCGAAGGGCCGUUCGCACCAUACUUUGAGGUGUACCCUGUGGAGGUGCAGUCGUCUGCCGAUGUCAUUAUUCGAGUGAAAAACAACACCGUCCUGGACUAUGAGACGCGGCAAACUCUAGACCUCAAAAUAACGGCCAUGGAGACGCUGACGGCUGAAAAACGACAAGACAGCUUGAUGGUACACGUGACCAUACAGGACGAGAACGACAACAGUCCUGUCUUCGACAAACAUUCCUACAACGUCUCCAUUCCAGAGAACACCUCCCACGGAAUAUCCAUCUCCACUGUUCACGCUGUUGAUAAAGAUGGAAGUCUGAAGUUUAACACAGUCACCUACUCACUGCCAGACUCCAACAGUUUAUUCCUCGUUGACAGCAGCUCAGGGGUCGUGACGGUUGCCCAGGACAACGGCCUUGACUACGAGAAGAGACAAGCCUACAGCCUGGCAGUCGAGGCUACGGAUGGUGGUGGAAGGCGCGACACUGCCACCCUUAACGUCGUCAUCACCGACAUCAACGAUAACCCUCCGAUAUUUGAGAAACCCGAGUACUCGGCCUUCGUUACUGAAAACACGACUUCCUUCGACACCCCGAUAGCAGUGAAAGCCACUGAUGCUGAUGCUGGAGUCAAUAAGGAGAUAGAAUAUUUCAUUUUUAACACUUCAACUUUACAUCAAAACUUCACGGUGGACAAGUCUACUGGACAGCUUAGCUUAGUCUCGCCUUUGGAUUACGAGUCUUUACCUGACAAGACAACAGGUAGAGUGACUCUGCUAGUAGGCGCUCGAGACCUCGGCUCACCUUCUCUAAGUACCAACGUCUCUGUCGUCGUCACCGUCAAGGAUGUCAACGACAACUCUCCACAGUUCGACAAUACUACGUAUCAUUUAUCGGUUGCUGAAGAUGCUGCAAACGGCUACACGCUGCUUCUGGUCCAUGCACACGACGCCGAUGGCAGCGCCCCCAACAAUCAAGUCUUCUACUCUAUAGAAGAGGGAGACCAUGACAGCUUUCAGGUCGGCCACAGGUCCGGAGAAAUCAAGGUUGUGGGCAAGUUAGACCGCGAGACUGUUGCCAACUACACGUUGAGAAUCAUGGCAUCGGAUGAAGGAACGCCCCCUUCAGUGAGCUACUGUGACGUGUACAUCGACCUUUCUGACAUCAACGACGAACUGCCACAGUUUCGAGAAAAACACGUCUUGGUCCAAAUCAGUGAUGGCGUCUUUGGUGCUGUUUACACCAUGAGUGCUGUGGACCGGGAUCUUGACAGUCACUUACUAUACUCCAUUGUGUGGAAUGAAAGCUACGCACUGUCUUCCUCACUCGCAGUUCUUCCCGGUGAUCAACUCGCCAACUGGAUCGACAUUGACACGGAGUUCGGUACAAUAAAUGAAAAAAGGCAAUUUGACAGCAGUAAGGUGGUAAAGUUUUUCCUGACCAUACUAGUACAAGAUCUCAACGCCUUCAAUCCCAAACCUCAGAAUGAUACUGCCAUUCUGAGGGUUAUCUUUGGAGGGAGAAACGCAACAAAGCGAUCUGUACGGUCGGCGGAGCUGAGCAAUACCAGCGACACCUUACACAUCUCAAAACAAGGUGGUAAGGAAUGGAAUGCAGAGGUAACUUUCUCAGCUGGUCUGACUCACAACCAACAGAUAUCAAAAGACCGGCAAGUUGUGUACGACACCGUUUUCAUCAAUGAUGGCAGCGGGUACAGCAACAAAACUGGCACCUUUACCUGUCCGCAGACCGGUGAGUUUAUGUUUGAGGUCCACACGUUCGCUCCCCGCAACAGCAGCGUGUGGCUGACGCUGUACCACAAGUUCAUCAGGGUCAGGACACUCGAGGUGCAUGCGGAAGAGGACUCUAAGGCGGACAGCAUGACAGUUGUGCUGCAGCUGACGAAGGGCGAUGUCGUGUACGUGAUGUCCACACCCGGUCACAGCAGCCAGCUGUUCGGGGCACCGGACACUAUCUGGAACACAUUCAGUGGAUACCUCCUCUCACCACACUCCGAGCAUAUAUACAAACACCUGUGCACCGUUGACGCUGUGUUACUCUAUCAACAGUUUUCUUAUUUUCGUUUUUCAAUUGGACAACAUAAUCGCUCUACGUGCAUUCUAGAGAUGGUGCGCAUAGGGUUGUUGUGGUAUCUGACAAUGAACAUAUUCUUAUUGGCAGUGCAGGCAGGAUUGCCCCCCGACAUUGUAACCCUUCGUCAUGCCUACCUUAUCCCCGAGGAUACCCCUCCCGGUUCGAUCCUCUUCAACUUCAGGGCUGUCUACAGCGACAACCACCGUGCCGUUACCGUGGGAACUGCUCCCAACAGCUACGUCACAGUCCAGCCACUCAGUGCACCUGAUGGUUUGUGGAAUGUCUUACUCAACUACCCUCUGGACAGAGAGACUCUGGAUGAAAUUCAAUUGAAUUUCUUCGUUUUAGCAGACGACGUUCUUGAAAUUCGGACCACGUUGUACGUCACGGACGUCAACGACAACCCUCCCACGUUUGAACGAAGUUUGUACACUGCUGAUGUGAGCGAGGACACAACCGUGGGGACGACGGUGUUCACUGACAUCCGCACAAGAGACCCAGACACAGGAGUUGGUGGAGUGGUGACCUAUAGCAUGACUCCUGUGGACUCAGAUGCCCGUGACAUAUUUGUUAUCAACUCCAUCUCUGGAAGUGUUACAUUGAACCAACGACUGUACUCCCGGACAACGAAGUCGUAUUAUUACAUUGUCACCGCCACAGAUGGCGAUGGUCUCAGCUCUGCAGCAGACCUGAUAUUUGUCGUACGGGACGGGAUAUCUACUCUCUCUACUCGCUCACCGAGCUGGACAUCUACUCACUCUACUCACACACCGACCAGGACAACUACUCACCGGUGGACUACAACAAGUCGCACCUCAUGGCCCCAUUCGGAAUCCACUACUUCCCACCUUACGGAAAGCUCCACAUCGUCCUCCUCCACCUGGGGGACUCCUCCACCUUCUCUAUGGAGCACUGAGUGUGAUGCCAUCUUGCAUGAAAACGAAGUUUCCUUCAACAGACCUUUACACAUACAGGUUACAGAUGAGAUAGAGCCGGGGUCAGAGAGCAGCAACAUCAUGUACAGCCUCUCAUCAUCUUCGGAACCUCCUGGACUUGCCGGACAUUUUCACAUCGACCCAUUCACUGGUGACGUGUCUGUCGUCCAGCCAUUGGACUUCGAUAACAUUUCAUUCAGUCCUGCCAAUCCAGGGGCCAUCAGUCUCACAGCAAUAAUCAGAGAUCAUGGGCGAAGUCCUCUGAGCUCGACAAGUACUUUUACCAUUAUUCUUUUGGAUAUCAACGACAAUACUCCACAGUUUGAGAAAUCUGAAUAUAUUAGUGUUGUUCCUGAAAACGUGAGAAUAGGCUACCAGCUGAUGGUGGUUCGUGCACAUGAUGCUGAUGGCACAGCCCCCAACAACCAAGUGUUCUACUUCCUGGAGACUGGCGGCCGCGAUCAGUUGGCUGUUGAUCACGUGACUGGAGCCAUCACAGUUGUAGGCGAGCUGGACCGUGAAAGUGUCGCCACCUACUCGCUCCACGUCAUGGCCAGGGACCAGGCAGCCGACCCACUUCACAGCUACUGCACGGUGUACAUCAAUGUUUCUGACAUCAACGAUGAGCCUCCUCGGUUUAGAGAAAAGCACGUGACGAUUGACGUCAGUGACGGCGCCUUUGGGGACAUCUACGAUAUGAGUGCUGUGGACUUGGACCUCAACAGUCAUUUAAAAUACUCCAUCUUGUGGGAGGACAGCUACGGGCAGACUGGCUCAAAUGAAUUUUUACAGGGCGAAGAACUUAUGCAAUGGGUUGAUGUUGACGCUGACAAUGGAAUGAUACACGAGAAGAGACCUUUGGACAGAACUCAGGUGAGACAGCUCAACCUGCUCUUGCUAGUACAAGAUCUCAACGCUACAGACCCAAAACUUCAGGAAGACUCAGCAUAUUUAAUAAUUAAUGUGAGAGCACUCAGCAGAAGUCGCCGCUCGCCCGAAGGGAGUGAUGUUCGUGACACUUCGCCCUUUUCAAACCAUGGUAUGAAACAUAUGGACCAGAAGGUGACCUUCUCAGCUGGACUGUCGCACUACUUAGAACUGACAGAGGCUGAACCAGUUGUCUACGACAGAAUUUUUGUCAACGAGGGCAACGGCUACAGCAGCAGAACUGGCAUCUUCACAUGUCCUCAAAGUGGCAAGUACGUGUUUGGAAUUGAUGUGCUUGCUGCCGGCAACAGCAGCGUGUCUCUGUCUCUAUACCACAAGGUCAGCAGGGUCAGGACAUUCGAGGUGCACGCGGGAGAGGACUCUAAGGCGGACGGUGUGACUGCCGUGCUGCAGGUGACGCACGGCGAUGACGUGUACGUGGCGCCCACACCACGUCACAGCAGCCGGCUGUCCGGCGCUCCCCACGCCAUCUUGAAUACGUUCAGCGGUUCUCUCCUGUCACCAGCCUUUGAGUAGUCUUCUCUGUCAAAUGACAAGUGAAGGAAAGGCUGCUAGUGUGGACACAGCAUCAUUCUCUUAUCUUUUGACUUCGCUUUCUUCAAAUCCACGAGUUAUCAUUUGUCAUCAACAGUGAAUAUGUACCUAAAAAUAACAUGUUUACAAUACAGCUUUUAUUUGUGGAGACUCUUUUUUCGCAUUUCUUUACAUGCUUUGAAUAAACAUUAACCAUAUUAAACUUUUGAAAAACGAGAA